Durusdinium trenchii is the source of this 2200-nucleotide messenger RNA. Lineage: Eukaryota; Dinophyceae; Suessiales; Symbiodiniaceae. The record is from the annotation of a GenBank genome assembly.
GUGUUGUUCAUGCUUUUGCUUGGAGCUGCAGCUGGCCACAAUUCCAGAAGCGGGCAGGCACUCAGAACUUUGGUAAGCAUUGCACAGACGCAACUAUGCAAUUGUGCCUCGGAAGGAUGGUGGAGGCUUCAGCGCUUAUCUGUUGCCAUUCUGCAAUGGGUGGUCUUCCCCGCCUACGUGGGGCACUUGGUCCUGUGCUUUCUUUGUGGUCCCGUACUUCACCUUUCGCAGCAUGACAGAGCCUCCAUCAUGAACGCCAACCCCCUCAUCUCACUUGUCAUGCAACUCUUCAUUGGCUAUGUGCACUUGUGGGGCUUUGCCUUCAUGGAAGGGUGCAUUGCAAGUGUUCUGCUACCUGAAGCAAUUCGGCGUGCAUCAGUCAACUUCUUCGUGGGAGCUAUCAAUUGCCAUAGGCGACUCUUCGGCACCAUGAGCGAGGAGGGAGGGGCCAACGACUCUUUGCCAAUGCCACCACAUUGGGCUACUCUGAAGUUGGGUCUUGUGCACGUUGCUUUGCAUACUCCAAUGGUUUUCACUAUGUGGUACAUGCCGGCAUAUCUGCUGGACAGGCUUUUCGGCGACGCUCUCUUUCCAAUUCUGUUGGAACAUGCAGGUGAUGCACUUGAAGGCUUGCACAGAAGAGAUCCAGUUUUCCUUAGCACCAGCACAAGUCACAUGUCGCGAACCAGCCAAGCAGCGCCAGGCAAAGUGUCUGCUGGAGAAGGGCAGUCCUUGUUCGUCCUUGAGCUGUUGCAGCUUUACGUACUGGUUCUGCAGUGUAUUCGCAUAUUAGAGACUUCUCCUGUGAUGACGAAGCUCAUUUCAGCUCUGUUGCGAUGUGGACUGCGGUUUGUUGGCCUGGGACACUUCUUGGUUGGGGAGCCUGCUGCAGCUUCGUCAAAUGAGCCUUCGACUGACCCUGAUUUUUCCAGAGCUGAGUGCUCGUCCAAGGAGAAGCGCCCAUGGGUGUAUUGGGCGACAUGGGGCAAAGCACUGGGAGUGGCGGGGAUACUGGUCUUGUGCUGCUGGUCUGUCAUGGCCCUCGUCAUGGCUCUCCCAUUGGCUCUUGGAAGGCUUAUCGUACGUUGCAUUUUAUCUUCCCAGGCCAAACCAAUCUCUGACUUUCUUCCCCUCAGCAUGGGUGUGGUGGUUGCAUCAGCAUGGGUCCUCGUGAUGGUGAAGCUUGGAGAGGCGCUUCCCAGGAUUCUGGAACAGGCAUCUGCACUAAGACGGCGCAGGUUCUUGCACAUUCUCACCUGUGGUUUGUCUGCUUUUGGCUUGGUCCUUGCUGUGCUGCUGGUUCUACCUCUGGGAUUUGGGACUCUUUUGCUCAGGCUGCUUCUGCCUCUCAAGGUCCAGUCUGUUCUCCAGGUUCCAAUUGUUUUCCUUGCCACAGACUGUUGGAGUGUGGGCUUGAUCCUCACGAAGGUCUUGUGGCGCUUGGUGCAGAGCGACAUGAUCAUGCACAGAUUGCACCAAGAGAUCAUGUCGGUGUGGAACGAGGCCCAAGGCUCACUGACCUACCUUUUCUUCAACUUGCGAUCGCAUUGGAGAAUUUGGAGGACUGCAGUCUUGCCGAUGCUGGAGGCAAUUGUGUUUCACUUGGUCUUCCCACUUACAGCGGUGCUGACCUUGCUACAAUUCGCUGGAGCUGGUCAGGAAUACCUCAAAGCUGCUCUUCUGAUGUACUGCUACCACAUCGUGCUCGUUGUGCGAAUCACGCUGUGUGCCCUGCCGAGAGGCCGGACGUGGCUGCGUGAGGUGCGGCAGCAAAUAUUUGAUAGCAAAUACUUGAUCUCAACUGAGCUGCAGAACUACCACCAGGAAACUGAUUCUCCUGAGUCCAAGGAGGAUUCCAGCUAGACCCUCCUGCAUGAGUUGGCAGCAGACUGUACAGUCAGUUGUAAAGUACCAUUUGAUAUAUCGAGUAAUGCAAUGUUUGUAUGGAGGAUCACGUUCUUGCUUUUUAUCACUACUGCACAGCAAACUUGUGGCUUUUGGAGAACUCCACGGAGAUUGGAACCUUCCAUGAGCUUCUCAGCAAUAGACCUGUUCGUUUCAUUCUUUGGCACUCAACCAAAACGGCAUCCGCUUGUGUUUUCGCUUUUUACUUGCCAGUCCUUUACGGAUCAACAAUGCAUCUACUUCAGAUAUAUAAGGACCUACAACCCUUUCACAUGCCAUUUAUGCAACAGCAAGG